UUGAAAUAUUUUUUUAAUUUUUUUUUGUUAAUUAUUUUCGAAUUUCUUUUCAGCUUAGAAAAUGGAUAACAAUUCAAAUCAACCAAGUUCUUCAAAAGAUCCAAAUAUUCAGUGGAUGUAUGAUGGUACAAAAUCUAUUGUUAAUCGAGAGGAUUAUCUUCUUGGGAAAAAGAUUGACAGAAAUUUUGAAUUGUAUUCUGACGUUGUUGUUAAAGACAAAGACGAGGAGACCCGAGACAAUUUUUUUAAACAAAAACUUUUACAAAAUGGCUCUGGGCAUGUACACAAUCAAAAAAUUUCUGCUUUGGAUGUUCGAACAGUUCGUAAUGAGGAUCCGCUUGUUGCUCUCAAGUUCCAAGAAGAACAACGACGUCGACAAAUGUUAGAAAAUCCUUUAAUUAAAUUAAAAGCUCAACGUAUUUUACAAAAAGAAUUUGAAAAACAAAUGAAGAAGGUGGAAAAGAAGAAGAAAAAACACAAAAAAUCUAAAAGAAAUUCUUCCUCGUCAGAUGAAGAAAUUUUUUCAAAACAUAGAAGGUUUGAUGAAAGGGAAAAACAUCGACAUUCGUGGGAAGAAAGAAGUAGAUCGAGGAGUAGAGGAAGAGAUGAAAGAAGGAGGGAAGAUGAUAGAAGGGAGGAAGGCCAUCAUCAUCACCAUAGGGAGUCGUUUUCUCGUUCUUUAGAUGUCAACAGAAACGAUUUGAGACAUUCUAGCCAUAAAGGGGAAGAAAAACCAAAAGAAAGGCUACAAUCCCGUCCAAAAUUGAGUGCUGCUGAAAUUGAGGAGAGGCGAAAAGCAAUGUUGCAAAAUGCUUCUUGGAGAGAUGAAAUGAGAGAAAAUAAUUUUAAAAAGACAAUAGAAGAACUCAGAAAAGAGGAAAAUGAAGCUAACAAUAUUCCAAAUUUUAUAAGACCAGUUAUGGAUUCUGCAAAUUCUUCAUUGGAAAAACGCUUGCAGAGCAACAAAAUGGGAGUACAACGUUCACAUGAUCACAUGGACAAAUCUUUUUUGAAGAGAUGA
Messenger RNA from Meloidogyne enterolobii, 1021 nucleotides. The record is from the annotation of a GenBank genome assembly. Lineage: Eukaryota; Metazoa; Nematoda; Chromadorea; Rhabditida; Meloidogynidae.